This is a messenger RNA of Colletotrichum spaethianum, 498 nucleotides long. RefSeq names its product UPF0157 protein. Lineage: Eukaryota; Fungi; Ascomycota; Sordariomycetes; Glomerellales; Glomerellaceae. The transcript has 2 exons. The record is from RefSeq and is a predicted model, not a curated record. Bases 1 to 498 code for a protein of 165 amino acids.
AUGAACUUCAUGAACAAAAAGAGCGACGUCAAGCCCGAGGACGUGGCCAACAUCCCGCCCGAGCUGUCCGACCUGCACUGCUUCACCGAGACCGGCGGGGUCAUCACGACGACACGAGCGAGCUUCGCCGGGGACUUACACACCGCCCAACUGCUAGCAAUGUUCGACAUCCCCGGCUACCGCGUGGUGCGCACGUUGGGCGCCGUGUACGGCCUCUCGGUGCGGUCGCGCAACAUCGCGGCCAGCCUCGGCAUGGUGAUCAAGUCGCUGGCGGGCGGCGAGCUGCGGUGGUUCACGACGAUGCUGUACAACUGCCGCAACGACGCGCUGGGCCGGGUCGUCAGCGAGUGCAAGCAGCGCGGCGGCAACGCCAUCAUCUGCCUGCGGUUCGACGCGGCGGACCUGGGCGGGUUCGCGCAGACGUGCGCGUACGGGACGGCGUGCGUCGUGGAGAAGAUCAGCGAGGACGCUGCGGUCGCGCCGCAGCUUGCUUCCUAG